UUUCCUCCCCCAGAGCUGUCAGCAGGAUGAACUCUCUCCUUGGCCUUGCUGUGCUGUUUGCUUGGGGCUUGUCCCCAGUCCACGGGGGCCUCUUGGAACUGCACAACAUAAUCUCAGAGGUGACAGGGAAAAAUGCUCUUCUGCAUUACGGCUUCUACGGCUGCUACUGCGGCCUGGGGGGCAAGGGGCAGCCCAAGGAUGCCACAGACAGGUGCUGCCAGCUGCACGACAUCUGCUACAAAAACCUCCUGAGCUACCACUGCGAUGCCAAGAAACAGCCCUACCGCUACAGCUGGCGCCAGGGCCGGCCCUCCUGCAGGAAGGGCYCCCGCUGCUCCUUCUUGUCCUGUGAGUGCGACCGCAGCCUGGCGCUGUGCCUGAGGAGAAACGCYGGCAGCUACAGCAAACGCUACCGCUACUAUCCCAACUUCUUGUGCUGAUGGUGGGAGCUGGGAUGCGGGGCCGGGACAUGCGCGGGUCAUCGCCGGGAUCGCCCUUCAUCCCUGCCUGCGCUGA
This is a messenger RNA of Malurus melanocephalus (red-backed fairy wren), 516 nucleotides long. RefSeq names its product phospholipase A2 group V-like. Gene Ontology annotation, biological process: negative regulation of T cell proliferation; lipid catabolic process; phospholipid metabolic process. NCBI's taxonomy places the organism in Eukaryota, Metazoa, Chordata, Aves, Passeriformes, Maluridae. The record is from RefSeq and is a predicted model, not a curated record. The coding region runs from base 27 to 440 and encodes 137 amino acids. Gene Ontology annotation, molecular function: calcium ion binding; phospholipid binding. The transcript has 4 exons.